AUGUCAAAAAAGUGGUCAUUUAGAUCUAAAGGCAAGUCAUCUGGACCAAAAACUUUCUGGGAUAAUCGUGUUACAAGAGCAAUUGCUUCAAGAACCCUUUCAUUGAAAAGAGACAAAUUUGAUAAUGAUUAUAUUAGAAGACCAAGAAGAAUUUUAACUGCUAGAAGAAGAUUUCCACUUAGAAUUCCAAUUACUUCUAUAACAAUUCCUGAGAAUUUGGAAUGUGAAGAAAAUGUUGUUGUUGUUUGUGAACCAAGUAGUCAUAAAAUUGUUACUGGAGAUGAAUCAUAUGAAAAAAUUUGGCCUGCUCUUUCAAAUACUGAACAAAAUAUGCUUUUACCAAGUAAUAGGAUCCCAAAUAACAUGAAACUUAUUAAUGUAAAUCAUUUUCUCAAUUUCCGUCGUGAUUUUAUUUUUUCAAUUAAUAUAGCUGAAAAAAUGAUGCCACUUCUUGCUGUAUUAGAUGGAAUUGCUGCUAUCAAAGUUGAUAAAACAAAGCCUGAAGUGUUUGGUAACUUUUUAGAAUUCACAGAUAAUUUAUCAAAAGGUUCUCUAACAAAUGCUUCUAUCAAACCACUUUUAUCUCCAUUGGAAUCUAUAUCAUCCACAAAAAUUGAGGAAAGUCAAACUAAAUUUUUUGCAGAUUUUUAUGAAUACAUUGAAAGUUUGAAUAAAGAAUCUCCAAAAUGUGUGGAAAUAAAAGAAUUAUGUGCUGAUUUAGCUAAUUUAUCACAAGUAGUUGUUGGUGAAAGUGACUCCAUAAAACUUGGAGAAUUUUUUGCCGGUAUUGCUGAACUUGAAGACCAAGCUAGUUCAAAGACAUACAUUGUUCCACUUUUAGCUUCAAUGGAAUCUAUCUCGAGAAUCACUUUUAAAGAAAGUGAUACACAAGUUAUUGGUGAAUUAAAUCAUGGAAUGGAUGAUAAUGCUACUUGUAGUAAUUAUGUAACCUUAUUACCUUUAUUUGAUUCAAUGGAACAAUUAUCAAAAAUAACCCAAAAUGAAGGUGAUGAUAAAGCAAGUAAAGUUGAUUCAUGUUUAAGCCAAGAAAAACAAAUUAAAAAUCUAGAAGGAAUAUUUAAUGACUAUAAGAUGAAUGCAUUUGAAAAACAAAAUCAAGAAAUUAAACCCAUUUUAAGCACUAUAGAAAACAUCACUGCAUCUCAAGUUAAAUCAAGUAUUACCUCUAUGAUUGGAGAAUUUUUCAAAUGCAUAAAUGAAAUGAAUGACAAACAAAACAAACACCGAGAACAUGAUCUUAAACUAGCUUCUUCCUCACUCGAAAAUGUCGUUUCUAGAAUGCAACAAAGUCUAACAAACUUCUCUUCAAUGGAUGUAGGAUAUAAUACAUUUAGUGGUCAAACAGAUCCAAGAUCUAUUGUAACUCCUCUUGCUCCACUUAGACAAAGAGUUCCAUGUCCUUCAUCUACCUCUUUAUGUUCCUGUACAAAUAGUGCUUUACUUAUGCCUCAACAACGAACAAGAGAAUUUGUUACUGAUGCUCAAUUUUAUACUAUGGAAGCAAAUACAGUUUCACAACAUAUUAAUGAUUUGGAAAAUCAAAUACAAACUAUGACUGAUCUUCAAAAACGCUUAAAAAUAUACUAUGAAUUUCUUAAACAAUAUCAAUCAUCUGCGUAA
Molecule: messenger RNA, 1641 nt
Organism: Strongyloides ratti
Lineage: Eukaryota; Metazoa; Nematoda; Chromadorea; Rhabditida; Strongyloididae
Exons: 1
Coding region: 1-1641 (546 amino acids)
Source: RefSeq, a predicted model, not a curated record